Schistocerca piceifrons (Central American locust) is the source of this 1008-nucleotide messenger RNA. RefSeq lists its product as uncharacterized. The coding region runs from base 1 to 843 and encodes 280 amino acids. Lineage: Eukaryota; Metazoa; Arthropoda; Insecta; Orthoptera; Acrididae. The transcript is spliced from 8 exons. The record is from RefSeq and is a predicted model, not a curated record.
AUGGAAAACAGCACUGAAUUUUGCUCCUGGUUUUAUUGUACAGUUAAAACUAAAAUUCUGACUACUUGUACGCCGAAAUUCAGCGGCUGUAUUUUGUCCUUGGCUGUCAGCAUACAGUUCAAUUUUACCGGUACUUGCUGUUCCGAGAUUGCCUGUUUCCUGCCUAUCUUUGCGGACAUAAAGGAUGUAUAUUAUGUUGUUCAUACCUGUUCACAAAAAAGAUGCCAAAUACAUCAAGUAGUGGUUCUUAAGAAGGGUACUGUGCAAGAACAAGAUAUGGAAGCAAUACUUCAAACAAUUAAUGAGUCACAGUACUCAUCACAACAGAGUAAUGGCUGGCUGAAUGAACGGCAGGUGUCAUUUUCUGAUAUAAUAAAUGGUAUGCUGCACUCACAAUUCAGAAAUAUUCAGUGGUUACUGCCAGCAAUAUUUUCAUUGUCUGUUGCACUGCUAACAAAAUUAAUAUGUGAUGUAUACACUUACAAGAAAAAAGUUGAUAUAACUUAUUUAUAUAUGGAGGAAAACAUCUCUGAUAUAAAAGAACUGGCUGACAUACUGAAGAAUUAUACUACUUCUCAACAUAUACUGGAGAGAGGAGUUUUCCUUGCUUGCAACAAGGAAAAUGAGAAUGAAACCCAAAUAAACAGUAUGAAGAGUGAAAUUGCACUCUUAAAAAUAACAAUACAAAGCAUGGAUGGAUCUAACACUGUAAAUAUGGAGGCUUUUGUAACAGCAGUCCUAAACUAUCUACAAAAUAGGAAAACCACCUCCAAGGGAACUAACAGCAGUGCAUUUCCUUACCAACUGCCACUUGGACCUGUUGAAGGCAUGGAAAAAGAGUGAAAGUGCAUGUGAAAAAUACUAAACACUGAGCAAGUGAAUUUUUCUGUCUAAAAAGAGAAUUUCAGUGCGCAGUGUAAUUUAACUUUUUGCAACCCAUGAGGAUUUAUUCUUUUAAGUGAGAUAGGGCUUGUAUAUAGUGAUAUGGAACUUAGAGUGCAAUCCUUG